Molecule: messenger RNA, 588 nt
Organism: Thamnophis sirtalis
Lineage: Eukaryota; Metazoa; Chordata; Lepidosauria; Squamata; Natricidae
Product: olfactory receptor 8S1-like
Biological process (GO): G protein-coupled receptor signaling pathway
Cellular component (GO): membrane
Molecular function (GO): olfactory receptor activity; G protein-coupled receptor activity
Source: RefSeq, a predicted model, not a curated record
AUGGGUUAUGACCGAUAUGUAGCUAUAUGCGACCCCCUGCAUUACAGCAGAUAUUUGACAAGAGAGAUAUGUAAUAAAAUUGUGGGUGUAGCUUGGCUCUUGGGUUCCUUUUAUUCUAUGGUGAAUGUAGUACCAUUGCAAAAUCUUCGUUUUUGUGGCAACAAUAUAAUCAGACACUAUGCUUGUGAACUUCCUACACUUUUGGCCUUGUCAUGUGCAAACACCUUUACUAAUUACAUUAUUCUUUUUAUAUCUGUGUUGCUGUUUGGUUUCAGUUCAUUUCUUACAACACUGGUCUCUUAUAUUUACAUCAUUUUAACAAUCCUGAAAAUUAAAUCAGCAAGAGGCAGGCAGAAAGCUUUUUCCACAUGCAGCUCCCAUCUCAUUGUUCUGGGUUUAUUUUACAGUUCUGGUUUGAUUCGCUAUAUGAAGCCCAGUUCAGAAUCACUUGUAGAACUAGACAAAGUGAUCUCUAUUCAGUAUAGGAUUUUAACUCCAAUGUUAAACCCAAUUAUAUACAGCCUGAAGAACAAAGAGAUCAGAUCUGUUCUAUUUAAAAUGUUUGGAAAAUGUAGGCCUAAUCCAUGA